AUGGCAGGCACUUCGUUUCUUGAUACCGUUUUCCGAAGAAGAAAGAAGAAUUCUUCUGACUUCAUCACUACUGGUUUCCUAGGCACUUUUGAAUUCGACUUUGAAACCAUUAGAGCUGCAACUGAUAACUUCUCACAUGUGAUUGGUCGUGGCGGAUUUGGUUCUGUCUACAAGGGUAGGCUUUCAAGCGGGGAAGAAAUAGCAGUCAAGAGAUUAUUUGGAAGUUCCACUAGAAAUGAAACAGAUUUUCGUAACGAAGUCGAGAUUUUGUCAAAGCUAAGGCACAAGAAUCUGAUCCGUCUUCUUGGUUUCUGCUCUAAACAAGACCAGCGUUACCUUGUUUAUGAGUUCAUGCCUAACUCAACCCUCCAAAGUUAUAUAUCUGAUCCACAUAGAGAUUCUCAUCAGCUAAGUUGGGAGAUGUGUCGAAACAUCGUCCAAGGCAUAGCUCGAGGGCUACGUUACAUUCAUGAAGAAUCUCAAUUAUGGGUUGUUCACCGCGACAUUAAACCUUCAAGCAUUCUACUGGAUUUAGAUUUUAUACCCAAGAUCACGGGUUUUGAAUCGGCGAGGAUGAUGCAACAAGGUGAGAGUGAAGGAGAAUCAACUAUAAUUGUCGGUACCAUAGGGUUUUUAGAUCCAGAGUACAUGAGAACUGGUCGUGUUUCUGUCAAAUCCGAUGUUUAUUCCUUUGGAGUUACCAUCUUGAUGAUCAUCAGCAGAAGAAAAGCUUUUAGUAGUGGAGGCCAAGAACCACUAAUUGAACAUGUUAUGAGAUGUUGGAACAGAGGAGAAGCCAUCUAUGUGGUCCAUGAAGUGAUGAGAGAACAAGAAAGAGAUGAUUCUAUAAGCGAAAUCUUGAGAUAUAUUCACAUUGCUUUGCUAUGUAUCGAUGAAAAUGCAGAGACAAGGCCGACUAUAGAUAAAGUUCUUCAUUGGUUUAGUUGUUGCUCUACUCCUUUACCUGAACCAACAAUUGGUGAUCGAUUUCUUGUAGAGGCAGAAACAAAUCGGUUUUUUUCUUCGCCAUCUCUAUCACCAGGAUAUAGCUCUGAUAUGUCUCCUACGUCUUCACAUCACGGAGAUUGA
Eruca vesicaria subsp. sativa (arugula) is the source of this 1089-nucleotide messenger RNA. Lineage: Eukaryota; Viridiplantae; Streptophyta; Magnoliopsida; Brassicales; Brassicaceae. The record is from the annotation of a GenBank genome assembly.